UCCUAUCAUUCGAACAGUUAAAAGAAAGAUUUUGUUGCAAAAUUAUCUGUACGGAUACAUUUUAAUAAGGGUUAAUAACAUGAUUUGUUUACAAGUUUUUGCUAUUUUGUUGUUCUUGGUGGUUAGUUUCCAACCUACUUUGCAGCAAGGCCAGCGCAACCAGCCAACCCAAAACAGAGGACAACAGCCACAACAACAACAACGGCCACAGCCACAACAACGGCCACAAAACAGACAGCCACCUCCGCAAAACAGGUGGCCCCCUCAAAAUAGACGGCCGCCACAAAGGCCCCCAAACCAACCCCAACACCCAAGGCCACCCCAGAGAAGGCCCCCUCAAAGAAGACCCCAGCCACAACCCCCACAACAGCAAAACCCUGAAUCUCAGGGUGAAACAGACAGGCCCCAAAACCCGGAGCAAAAUCAGCAACAGCCUGUUUACCCAAACACUCCGCGUCGUGAGACCGUAUGCACAAGAAUAUGUUAUUGCCAGCAGAGCCAAGCGUAUUGUGCACAAAAACAACUAAGGAGAAUACCUGAGCCUUGGCCGUAUGGUUUAACAUCAAUAUCCCUGGAUCAAAAUCGACUGACUUCAAUAAACAUAGAAGCACUUUCACAUUCAGAACUCAGAAGUGUUGCUUCGUUUACUAUGGCUGUCAAUCAGAUUACUAAAAUUCCUAAUAAAGCCUUCACUGGUCUCACCUCAGUAAGAGAACUAACACUAUCGUCGAACUUAAUAUCAGAGAUCGAAUCAGAAGCCUUCCAGGGCUUGCAUUCGGUUGAGACGAUUAACUUGAGGAAAAACGAACUUUCUAAUCUAGAUCCGACUCCAUUUGCUAGACUACGAAGCUUACGAAUGCUUAACUUAGAAGGAAACAAGUUGGAAACAUUAGACGCGAGUUUCUUUGAUAAACUGCCGAACCUUGCCGCUCUCGCAUUGGGGGAUAACCCAUGGAAAUGUGACUGCAAUUUACUUGGCUUGUUCAUGUGGAUUUAUUCCGGAAAGCAGCUCCAAGGGAAAGCCCCGACGUGUUGGAGUCCAGAAGAACACCAGGGCAAGAACUUACAAGCUGUCACAUUUAUAGAUUUUCAGAAGAUAUGUUUAGACGAAUGGAAGGACGAAGCGAAAGAUGACAUUACUGGUCCUCCAGAAAUCGAGGAAGUAAUCUCAAAAAUCAACGACAGCUGUUCCAUUCACAACGCUACACUCCCUGUCGAUAUUUGCUUCAUUUCAAAUGAUGUUUACACGAGCCCGGGUCGACACGUGUGCAUACACUGUUUGAGUACGAAAGACGAACGUUUAUUUGAAGCGAAUGGGUCAGGUGUAGAAGCGAAAGAUUUUACGGAGAACAGUAACGUGUAUGGUGACGUAAACAUCACGUGGGAUAUCCCUGACGUCACGGGCGAUGACGUCAGAAUCGUACAACACGAAAACGGGUCCCUGUGCAUUCAAAAAGUUCGGGUUUCCGACGCUGGAGAAUACGUAUGUUCAGCUGAACUCAACAAUAUUACCGUGUUUGAAACAGUGAAUAUUGCAGUGUCUAAUGCACCUCUUACGGUCGCAGUCAGCGUGAUAGUUGUCGUUUUCCUUCUAAUCUUUAUAUUUAUUCUGAUCUUACUGCGGUGGUGGCAUGGUGAGACAGAGGCAACGCAGAAAUAAUUGUUAAUAUUUGCACGGAACAAGCAUGUAUACAUGAAUGUAACUUGUUUUAUCUUCGCAUGGCGGGACAACGACAGUUGCAAUAAAACGGGUGUUCUGUUUCA
Molecule: messenger RNA, 1764 nt
Organism: Ciona intestinalis (vase tunicate)
Lineage: Eukaryota; Metazoa; Chordata; Ascidiacea; Phlebobranchia; Cionidae
Source: RefSeq, a predicted model, not a curated record